GUGAAUCAGCUGGUGGUGAGGCACUGAGGUGAGGGGCGGAGGUGUUUAUGUUGUGAGGUGCUGUUCAGUGGGUGUCACUUCUCAUGGCAGCACUACUCCAGUGGAGGCGGUUUGGCUUCUUCGAUGUUAAGGCCAACAUUGACAGCGGGAAAUUAGCGGAAGCAGUGAAGGAUUCAGAUGUAACAUGUACGGCAGCCGGCAGAGGUCACGUAUAUGUGGGGGACUCGAGUGGGUGGGUCCAUAGCCUCACACGACAACUAAAACUAGAGUCAUUCCAAGCACAUGAUCGAGCAGUUAACUCGAUCACUACGUUUGAUCAUGCCAGCGUCAUCAUCACUGUAGCCGAAAAGAGUGAUGGCACCUCAGAGAUCAAAGUGUGGGCUCCAGACAAGCCAGAUGUUCAUGGUCAUCCAGUAUGUCUGCGAACCCUCUGCCCGGACCCGAGGCCUCCUCAUGCUGGGUCUAGGUCAAGCUCAGUACCUCAACAGGCAGUAAAGAUGCCCAAAGUAACUGCCAUAGCUGUUCACCCUAACUUGUCCCUGAUGGCUGUGGGGUUUUCUGAUGGUGCAAUAAUGCUCUACAGAGGUGAAGUGAGUCGUGAACGAGGUAGCAAACAUCGGGUCCUUUUGACAGUUUCCAGUGGCAUCACAUCUCUACACAUCCGCCACACCACACGCUCAACUCACCUCUUCGUCACCAGUCACACCAAUAUUUACUGCAUAAACUGUACUGUCAGAGACAAAGAAACUACUGUGGAGCUAGACUCUGUGGGGUGUCAGCCGGGCUGUGCAACUCUGGCAGAUGGUCGACAUGAGCAUCACUUAUUGGUGGCCAGACCUGAUGCAAUAUACAGUUAUACAAGUGACAGUAGAGGAUCGUGCUAUGUCUUUGAGGGAGAGAAGUCGUUGGUUGCAUGGUUUAGGGGAUACCUUAUUGUUGCAGCUGCUGACAAAGGGGUACCAGCCAGCAGAGCUAGUGAACGAAGCAUCACAAUCUAUGACCUGACCAACAAAUUAGUAGCAUUAAGUACCAGAGUACAAGGAUUAGCUGGUGCUGUGGGAGAGUGGGGAGGCCUCUACCUAGUGACCACAGAACCUUCCUUGAUCCACAUGUCUGAGAAAGAUCUGCACAGCAAAUUCCAACUCCUUUUCAAGAAGAACCAAUUUGAUAUAGCUAUAAGUCUGGCCAAGACCCAGUGUUGUGACCAGGAAGAAGUGGCAGAGAUCUUGCGACAGUAUGGAGAUUGGCUAUACAGCAAAGGGAACCACCCAAUUGCCAUGGAUCAGUACAUCAAGACCAUCCCCCACCUUGAGCCUUCCUAUGUCAUAAGGAAGUAUUUGGACACGCAGCAUAUUAACAACUUGACUACAUACCUGCAAGCAUUACACAAAUCUGGGUCAGCCACUGCCGACCACACCAGCCUUCUGCUCAACUGCUACACACGUUUACGAGACACACAGCAACUGGAUGAAUUUAUCAUGAGCAAGGACGGCGCUGUUGACUGUGACGUGGAGCUUGGUGUGCGUGUGUGCCGUAGUGCAGGUUACUAUGACCAUGCUCUUGCCCUGGCAGCCAAACACAGUCUUCAUCACCACCAUUUAGCAAUCCUAAUUGACGACAAGAAAGAUUAUGUGGCUGCUUUAAGAUACAUUUCAACACUGGAAUUGGAAGAAGCUAAGGCCAAUGUUUUGCGUUAUGGGUCAGUUCUGUUGAGUCAUGUGGCGGACGAGACUACAGAGCUGUUGAUCAGACUCUGUACCGACUAUAAACCAACUAAUUCACCCAUCAUUAAAGAGGGAUCUUUGGAUGGGUACCUCACCCCAGAGGAACCAGUAUAUGCAGAUCCUGAAGACUUUGAGUAUAUGCUCGUAGGCCACAGUGAACAAGCCAUCAUGUUCCUGGAGAAGAUGGCCACCAUACCUGGCAAACUCUCCAUCAAGUUAUACACCACUUUGUUGGCCGAAUACCUACACCAGUACAGUCUUGCUCCUGAAGGUCAGGAACAAGUGGCACUAGGGGAGAAGGUGAUGGAACUUUUACGCAGCUCGGAUAACGAAUACUGUCGAGAUCAUGCGCUGCUGCUGUGUGAUAAGCAUAAGUUUCAUGAUGGAAAGCUCCUUCUGUGGGAACAAGCUGGAAUGUACGAGGAAUUGCUGGCCUGGUAUGCCGAGCUUGGAGACAUGGACAGCAUGUUAGCCGUCUGUUUUAGGAAGUCACAGCAGCAGCCUCGUCUCUGGUGUUCAGCCUUGAAACUUCUCACAUCAGAAUCGUCUCUCACUCCUCCUGAUCCACAACACCUCAUGAACUGCCUUAAUAAUAUAGAGCAAAAGGGUUUACUGCCACCACUGGAAGUAGUGGACCAACUUGCCACAUCUCCACACAUCUCCCUGGGCCAGGUACGAGAGUACUUGCUGAGGGUCGUGUCCACCCACUCGGCCACCCUUGCCUCCGAGACUACACGCACUCAGCAGUAUUCUGAGGAGACGGCCAGGAUGAGGGAGACCAUCCGUGAGCUAAGAACUAGUGCCACGCCGUUCACAGCCACAAAAUGCAACAUCUGUAACAAUGAAUUGGAGCUGCCGUCUGUACACUUCCUCUGUAGGCACUCCUUCCAUCAACAUUGUUUUGAGAGCUACAGUGAGAGUGACUCUGAGUGCCCUGUCUGUUUACCUGAAAACAAGAAGAUGCUGGAAGUUAUCAGAGCACAGUGUUAUGGUGUGAUUUUACCCUUACAGGAGACUCACCGCAGCCAGCACGACCAAUUCCACGAACAGUUGGAACGAUCGACAGACUCGUUCUCCGUGGUUGCGGACUACUUGGGACGAGGGGUGUUCACUCACCUUCACUCCCUGGCAGCCAUGUAUCCUCCGCUCAAUACUACUAAAAACCAGAGUAAAGUUGUCCCCAAAGCAGCUGCAGCUACUAAUGUAGGCCAGGAUGUGGCAGACUCUGGCUCAGAGGCCCGCAUUAGAACCACUGAGUUCCGUCCCAAGCUCAGCAAGGGGCUGGUUGUUCCUGAACCUGAGGGGAGAUUGAGAGCAUUAGAAAGGGUGAGCCAGGAACCAGUUGGUGUUGGUGGGGAAGGUCGACUGAGGAUGAGUGAGCGUCAUGGACAGGGGGUAAUGAAGUCGGAACCAGAGGGCCGGCUGCGUACAGAGGGUCGUGGUGGAAUAGCAAAGUUUCCUUCAGAUGGCACUUCAAAAGCCAUGAAUGCUCCUGCAGAAGGAAGAGUGCGUCAGGAAAACCCAAGUGAUAUAUUGACAAGUCCUACAGAAGGUCGGUUGAGAUCUGGGAUAACUUCAAGCAUGGCCGUCCCCACAGCUGAAAGUAGAAUAAGAGCCAAUGAAGCUAAGAGAAUGGGAGGCGGUGCCGGUAAAUUUAGCCCGUCCCUGCACGACCACAUCACGGGGUCACCCACGCCUGCCCUAGACAGAGACCUCAAGAAAACCUCCCCUGUGGAAAGCAUAUCAACAGCUCUUACCGGCACUCAUAUUUCACGACCCAAGACUUUGACCGACAACCCAUUUCAGGAGGAUAAUGCUAGUGUUUCUAAUCCAUUUGGUGAUGACUUUGAGACAGAGCACAUGGAAAAUAAUCCUUUUGCAGAGGAGUAUGAUGAAUCCAAAAACCCAUUUGCAGAAGACUCCCCUAGAAAUAUGACUCCUGGUGAUAUAAACCCAUUUGCCAAAGAUGAUUAUGAAUCUCAGCUGAAUCCUUUUGGGUAAUAAUAGAAAAAGUAAGGAGAGGCAGGAGGUUAACUAUUCUGACAAUGUUGCAUUACGGCGGAGACGGCCAUAAUGCUUCUUACGUAAGACUCAGUAUCCGCACUGCAUCUUAAUUUUUUAAAUGGACAGUGUAAUUGUUAUACAGUAUAUAUGUGUAAACACUGGAAUUGCUACCUUUUGGGUAAAACUUUGCUAAAUUAACUUGGUUUUAAAUGUGAGAAAUACUCUAAUGGAUUCAUUUGCUUAAAUAUCUGCCAAGUUACUGCUAUUCAUAUAAGUAUAAAACAUUUAUUUACAAAUAAUCAUUAUUCUGGUGAGGCAACUAAUGAACCCAACCAAUAAAAAAUGAGAGAAUGCCAGAUAGUGUUUCACAAACAGAUGUACAGUGGUCAUGUUGUGUUAGUAAAUGAAUUUGAACAAUUAAACACAUCAGUUGACCCUUAACCCCUUGUGUACGGGCCUCCCUCAGUGCUGAAUAAAAUUGGCCAGCAUUAGCCAAAUAAAAUAUUAUUAGUCCCUUAACGAAGAGUUUAAAUGGCGAUCAUCAUGUUCUCAGCAUUCCAGUAUUUGCACAUAUGGGGCCAGACAAGAAAACCCUUACCAGCUGUUUAAGAGAACCUAAAACAAAACAAAAUAUAUGGUACACACGUAUUACUGUAUUGGAGCUUUGGGGAAGAUAACUGUCUCGGUGGAAACUUUUUACUGCAUUGAAGAAGACUGUCAGAAUAACUGUAUCUUCACUUGCUCUUGUAAAUACUGUACUGUACUGGAUUAUAAAUUGCCAACCUUCAUUUUGCCAGGAGUAGAUAGAGAUGAUUUUGUAUGGCCUGUCCCUCUUAUGUGUAGUACUUUAUUAGUUUUUUUGUAAAAUAUUUUAAUUCAUAGCUAAUUGGAGGCAGUCCCUGAAUUACAAAAGUACGGAUUAUGUAAAUCUGAAGUUACGAAAAAGUAAAUUUCGUCCCAGGAUUCAAUUUACUAUAGAAAAAUCUGAAGUUACAAAAACGUUUUUUUUGUCAUAUUUAACUUUUUUGUAAGUAAUAAUGAAAAUGCAUUUGUUUUUGUUUCUACUACCAACAUAUCUACUUAUUCAUUAAAUUAUUUACUUAUUCUCUAACACUCACAAUGCUGCUAAGUUUACAAAUAAGUUUUCAGUAUGUCAUCAAUCUAUCACCACCAUAACUUACUCCUCAAACUAACUGGGAACAAGUAGACUUGUCUCCACCAACACAGUCACUGAGUCAGUUGCAUGAUUGUACAGGUGUACAUAUUGGUAAAUUUUUUAUGGCAAAUAUGUACAAUUAAGGUGUAGAGUUAUAAGAGGUACUAUAGUGUGGAAUGUGGAAGUGAAGAAAAGUUUGGAGGUGUGGAUAUUGCCAGCAUCAGCUGACUGAUGGCAAUGUUCUUACCAUGUAAAGAGAGCAGCGGAAAUUUAGGAUGAUGCAUUAACUCAUCAGGGGUCAAACAUUGAAAAAAAAUUUUCACAGAGAACUUAUCUCCAAUUUAUAGAAUAGAAACCAAAUUAUUAUUACAGUAAUAUAUUUUUUGUAAUGGUCGAAUUACUGUACCAUUUUGUUCUCUUUGCCUUGUUUACAAUAUCAUUCAGUUUCUCUUAAGUAGAGGUAUAAAAGUAUUACUGUACUGUAGUGCAUGUAUUUCACUUAUUGCUGUUACUCAGUCCAGACCGGGUGUGGCAAAGGUAAAUGUAUAGUGUUUAUGUUUGUUUGUUGUGGGGAGUAGUGCACUUCCUCCACCUCAUUCAGUAGCUAUUAGAGUAAGGUUGAUAGAUAAGUAGAUGGAUUGAUAGCUGGAUAGAUAAAUGCAGGUAGGUAGAUAGGUAAAAUAUGUGGUAGAGAAGUUAUAAUAUGUAAUAAAGGGAAAAAUAAUCAGAACUUAGGAGGAAAAUACCUGUAUGAACUAAUUUUAUUGUGAAAGAGGGGCUGCGAUGCCAGAGGUUUUACCCAAUCAGUGGUGAAAGAGGGACUGAAGGUCUCUUUUGGAAGGAAGUUGGGAAGCAUAAAUAUUUGGGCACCAACACUGUGAUACUGUACUGAUAGUAUUACAUCCCUGAUUAGCUACGUUUAUUCUGCUUAAUUAAUUACAAUUACAGAAUAAAUUAUAUCUGUAAAAACUAAUUAGUUUAUCCAGGUAGACUUUUACUUCCAUCAUAUUUUUCCUACGUGCUUAAUUAAUGCUGAUUACUGUCAUGGUAAAAUCUUUAAUUGCAAUUUAACACUGCAAGUGGAAAUAUAGGGUACUACUGUAGGGGCAGGGCAGAAUGGUCAGGACAUGGUUAGGUUGUAAGAGCUAUGAGAAUCUGCACUUCACCUGGCCACAUUUGUAACAAUUGUGUGAUAAGAAAUAAAAUAUAAUUUAAUUGUU
Molecule: messenger RNA, 6104 nt
Organism: Homarus americanus (American lobster)
Lineage: Eukaryota; Metazoa; Arthropoda; Malacostraca; Decapoda; Nephropidae
Gene: Vps11
Product: vacuolar protein sorting-associated protein 11 homolog
Exons: 22
Coding region: 84-3725 (1213 amino acids)
Biological process (GO): vacuole organization; intracellular protein transport; endosome organization
Cellular component (GO): endosome; HOPS complex
Molecular function (GO): protein binding; protein-macromolecule adaptor activity
Source: RefSeq, a predicted model, not a curated record